AGCGGCAGUUCGUCAUCACAUCCUCAUGGGAUUUAGCAUGGGUAAAUCAUGAUGAGGGAACAAAAGGAGGCAGCUGCACUAACGGUUCCCCGCCGCUCCAUUUACGAUUCGCUACCAACUCCGCAAAUAUCUCAGACUUACUUUCUCACGGCAAACACCGCCCUAAACCCCUUCCAUCACUUCAGGCUCGUAUCUGCGACCACAGGGUAGCUAUCUAUUAUGCUUGGAGCUGUCCGACGUCUGCGAAAGGGAAAACUCCGCUAACCAUCUUCUGACGCGGCGGGGAUCUUUCCCAAGUAGACGUUACACAUAUACGACUUCCCUCAAGAUCUUUGAUACCAUCUCCACAUCUGCAACAUGAACCCCGAAUACGAUUACCUCUUCAAGCUUCUCCUCAUCGGUGAUUCUGGCGUCGGAAAGUCUUGCUUGUUGCUGCGUUUUGCGGACGACACCUACACUGAGAGCUACAUCAGCACCAUCGGAGUAGAUUUUAAAAUUCGCACUAUCGAGCUGGAGGGCAAGACUGUGAAGCUCCAAAUCUGGGACACGGCUGGUCAGGAACGUUUCCGUACCAUCACCUCUAGUUACUACCGCGGAGCCCACGGUAUCAUUGUUGUGUACGACGUGACGGACCAGGACACGUUCAACAACGUGAAGCAAUGGCUUCAGGAGAUCGACCGGUACGCGUGCGAGGGCGUGAACAAGCUCUUGGUCGGAAACAAGAGCGAUCUUACAAACAAGAAAGUGGUGGAAUACGAAUCCGCGAAGGAAUUCUCGGACAACUUGCAAAUCCCAUUCCUGGAGACUAGUGCAAAGAACGCUACAAACGUAGAGCAAGCUUUCUUGACAAUGGCAAAGCAGAUCAAGGAUAGGAUGGGCAUGUCAGCCCCGGCCGCGGCGCCGAACAAGGGAAACAUCCAAGUCGGCGCCGGAUCAAAGGUACAAACGCAACAAGCCGGAGGAUGCUGCUGAAAGUAGAUCGCACCACCAUUUAGCGCAACUGGGACGACAUUCGCCGUCGGAAUUUGGGGCUCCCGAUUCAACAGUCGCCAAAUCUUCCACACGUUCGUAGGCCGCGUGACCCAGCCGUUCCGCAUCUUUUGUGGAGGCAUAAUGUUGGGGAAAAGCAUCCCCACCUAGACUUGUUGAACGCCUCCAACCAAAUGUCUACGGCUGUUUUCCGUAUUCUCGUCGUUGCGUGACGUUUAUGUACGUUUGUCACCUACAUUUCAUGUAUGCUUCAUAAUCAAAGUAGACGUCCUUCGGUGCUUAUUACGCUGGAUGGGGCAUGUUCGAUCAGUUCGGGCAACGAGGGAUUAUCUCGCCUCGACGGAGGGGUAUUCAAUGCAUCCCUCAUGAGUGCGAAGACAUCUUCCCUACACACGCCGACGAUACAUAAUCUUUAUGUCCAUCGCCUUCACAAAAG
Molecule: messenger RNA, 1426 nt
Organism: Fimicolochytrium jonesii
Lineage: Eukaryota; Fungi; Chytridiomycota; Chytridiomycetes; Spizellomycetales; Powellomycetaceae
Product: GTP-binding protein ypt1
Exons: 8
Coding region: 358-972 (204 amino acids)
Molecular function (GO): GTP binding; GTPase activity
Source: RefSeq, a predicted model, not a curated record